UUGAAACCAACCCUAAGCUCUCUUUAUCUCCGCCCUAAAGGUAGCCCCGAUUAUUGCUAACUUAAGCAUCGGAGUGUCUACCCUGAGUUCCACCUCGGGGCUUUGCAGGUCAUCUCGAAGUGCAGACGCGGACUGAAGAAGGACUUCUAGUUUGGUGCAAUUACAUUAGUGCCAUCUGUGGGAAACGAACUGAAAGCUUUCUUGUUGCUCUUUCAUCAUGGUUCACACUCGAUCAGUCCGAGCUGGCAAUUCAUCUCUGCCUCUUGGGCAAGGUCAACCCCCCAACAACCUUCCACCUCUGAUCCCACCUCAACUUACACCUCAGCUUCCACCUCAGCGUUUAGCUAGAAACAAUCAUGGUGAUCCCCUCAUUAAUUUACUGAACCCCGCUCAACAACCCCCAUCUCCACAACAAAAUCCUCAACCGGUUCAACAUGCUCUUGCUAUAAGUGAAUCUCAAGGUCAAUCACAUAUAGCACCCGCUCAGCAACCCCUCCCUGGUGAUGUCACUCGACGCCUCGAUAGCUUGGAAAAGCUAGUAGCUAAACACCGAGGUGCUCCACCCCCACACCAUGCUACUGACUCUAUACCUCACCCUCUAAAUACCAACAUCACACUGGAACCCUAUCCUGCUGGCUUCAAAAUACCACAACUGGAGACUUAUGAUGGGACGAAGGAUCCCGAUGAUCACCUGCAUGCUUUCUACUCUUGCAUGCAAGCUCAGAACGCCUCUGACGCGUUGAUGUGCAAAAUCUUCCCCUCUACUCUGCGAGGUAAUGCUCGAACGUGGUAUUACAGUCUACCUCCGAGGUCAAUCAGCUCUUAUACAGAAAUGACAUCUGCCUUUGCCACUAAGUUUUCCAGUAGAAGGUUGAUUAGGAAAACUACGUCUGAGUUGAUGCGAGUUAAACAGAGGGACGAAGAGUCCCUGAAGAACUACAUGAGCAGGUUCAAUGAUGCAGUGUUGGAGGUUAAUUCCUUCGACCAAACUGUGGGCAUUGUAGCUGUGAUUGCCGGUCUUAAACAUGAUAGGUUCAGAGACAGCCUGAUCAAACAUUCUGCCACUACCUUUAGUGAGGUGAAUGAUAGGUCUCUGAAAUUUAUAACUGUUGAAGAGUAUGCCCUGGCGCAAAACCCACCUCCCUCUAAGAACCAGAACCCAAAAUGGAGAGAGGAUAAUCUGAGCCAGAAAAGGAUGAGGAUGGCGCAGAAUCGAGGUUCGAUGCCGACCUCCACAUCGAGAUUCGGAAGACCGAACUCAACACCCCCGCAACAAUCUGCAGGUAAACCUCCAAUUAAUUGGACUCCUUUCAAUCUGCCGAGAUCACAAAUUUUUAUGCAGAUCAAGAAUAAAAUGGAUUUAAGGCGUCCUGACCCAAUGAAAACUGCUGCUGCUACCCGAAAUCAUACCAGAUACUGUGAUUUUCAUCAAGAUCAUGGUCAUACUACAGAGCAGUGCAACAGUUUAAGGUCCGAAUUGGAAAGUCUAGCUCAGAAGGGAAUGCUGAAUGAGUACGUCCAGAGAGCUGCACAACCACGGUUUGUCAGAGAACAAGGACCACAACCUCAAGGAGCCCGUAACCCACCAAACAGGCAAGGUGUGGGGUAUCAGCAAAACCCACCUCCGCUCCCACCACCAGCUAGAAUCAUACACAUGAUCACGGGAGGUCUAGAAGCAGUUGUUACACCCCAUAAUAAUCCGUUGGUCACUUCUGUCAUGAUUAACAACUACGAAGUACAGCGUGUCCUUGUUGAUACCGGAAGUGCACCAGACAUUAUGUACUUCCACUAUUUCGAGAGUCUUGGACUGGAUCCAGCGUUGUUGCAGAAAUAUGAUGGUCCUAUUUAUGGUUUCAACAACCAGCCUGUUCCAGUAGAAGGAAUUCUUACCCUCCAUGUGGCUUUUGGGAGUGGCCGGACCUACGUGACCCCUUCAGUCCGUUUCCUCGUAGUCAAGAUGGCGUCCUCUUUCAACAUUGUUAUCGGUCGACCCACACUGACUGAAAUCCGAGCUGUGGUUUCCCAAUCUCACCUCUGCAUGAAGUUCCCCACUCCUAUGGGAAUAGCUACACUACGAGGAAAUCAGGAGGUGGCCAGACAUUGUUAUAUCACCUCGGUAACACAACCUAUGAAGGGCAAAGCUCAAACACCCGAGGCCAUUCCCCAACAAAUUCCUGAUAAUCAGCAAGUUAUGGGUGUUGAGAUCGUAGAUAAUCGACCAGAAGAUGAAACCAGAGCUGCUCCAGUAGAAGAUGUUGAAGAAGUGCUCAUUGAUGACAGAGAUCCGAGCCGAAAGACGCAGAUCGGAACUAGAUUGAACACGGAGGAAAGAGCAGAGCUAAUAGCUUUUCUCCGAGCUAACAAUGAUGUAUUCACAUGGACCUCGGCAGAUAUGCCCGGAAUUCCAAAUUCAGUCUCUCAGCACAAGCUUAGCACCAAUCCAUUGAAGAAACCAGUGGCCCAGAAACGACGUCUCUUCGGGGGGGAGAGGCUUCAGGCUAUUAAAGAAGAGGUAGAAAAACUUCUACAAGCUGGUUUCGUCAGGAAAGUCGAUUAUUGCGAAUGGGUGGCUAACCCAGUGCUGGUGAAGAAGGCAAACGGUAAAUGGCGAAUGUGCAUCAACUACACAAACCUUAAUCAAGCUUGCCCCAAAGAUUGCUAUCCAAUGCCGAGCAUUGACAAAUUAGUUGAAGCGACUUUAGGAAAUAAGAGGUUAAGCCUCCUGGAUGCAUAUUCUAGGUAUCACCAGGUGCCAAUGGCUCCAGAAGACGAAGAGAAAACCUCGUUCUAUGCUGGUGAUGAAAUUUAUUGCUAUGUCAUGAUGUCGUUUGGCUUAAAGAAUGCAAGUGCUACUUACCAGAACAGAAUGCGGUUAAACCCAGCCAAAUGCAUCUUCGGCGUGGAAUUCGGGAAGUUUCUAGGCUUCAUGGUGUCCCGAAGAGGGAUUGAGGUCAAUCCAGAAAAGAUCAGAGCAAUUGCCAAGAUGGAACCACCGAAAUCAGUAAAAGACAUACAGAGGUUGACUGGAAGGGUGGCAGCUCUUCAUCGAUUCAUAUCGAAAUCAGCAAAUAAAUUAAUUAAAUGGGUAGUAGAACUGGGGGAAUUCGAGAUAACAUUUCAGCAAAGAUCAGCAAUCCGAACUCAAGCACUAGCAGAUUUUAUUGUCAAAUGCACUCCAUGUCCUCCAACCCCUGAUCCAAAGCCCAACGACUGGACCUUGUAUGUUGACGGGGCAUCUAGUAACAAGGGUUCAAGAGCUGGUGCUCUCUUGAUUGGCCCAGAUGGAUACCGAAGUGAACAUGCCCUGAAAUUUAAUUUUGAUGCAAUAAACAACAUGGCUGAGUACGAAGCUUUAUUGCUUGGUCUACAGUUAGCACUGGAGUUGAAAAUCAAUACGAUUCAAGUAUACAGUGACUCCCAACUGGUGGUGAACCAAAUCAACUCAAUCUGCAAAGUCGUUGAUCCGGUGAUGGUGAAAUAUGUAGCCUUGGUGGCCGAGCUGAAAUGCAAAUUCCAGAAAUUCUAUCUGAGCAAAAUUCCCCGAACUGAGAAUGAACAGGCAGAUUCACUCUCCAAGUUCGCCUUUGAUAGUUCUUUAAGUUCCAGAUCCGUUUUCGUGGAGGUCUUAGAUGAACCAAGCUUCACAAAGCCUCGGAUGAUGGAAAUUAGCACAAACCCUGACACGCCGAGUUGGACUGACUCAAUUAUCUCCUUUUUGCGAAAGGGGGUAGUACCUGUGGACAAGCAGGAGGCAAUGAAGUUGAGAAAGAAAGCAUCUCGGUAUACACUCAUUGAUGGGGUCCUCUAUAAUAGAUCCUUUUCACUCCCUCUUCUACGGUGCUUGAAUCCCUACGAAGCCGAGUAUGCACUUCGGGAGGUACAUGAAGGUGUUUGCGGGAGUCAUGUUGGUGCUAGAACCCUGGCUCACAAAGUCUUACGGCAGGGAUAUUACUGGCCAAACAUGUAUAAGGAUGCCACUCACUUUGUUCAGAAAUGCCCGAGGUGUCAAUUCUUUGCACAUCUGACUCACCAACCAGCAGAGGAACUCACGAACUUGGUAGCACCAUGGCCAUUUGCCCAGUGGGGGAUGGAUCUUUUAGGCCCAUUCGUGAAAGGGGUUGGUGGUGUAACCCAUCUGAUCGUUGGUGUAGAUUAUUUCACAAAGUGGGUUGAAGCUCGACCAUUAUCUAGUCGUACCUCUAAAAAGGUCGAAGACUUUGUUUUCAGUUCAAUCAUCUGCAGAUAUGGGAUUCCAAAUCAGAUUGUGGUUGAUAAUGGAACUCAGUUCAAUUUCUCUUCAUUCCGAGAUUUCUGUUCUGGUUAUGGGAUCAAAUUGCAGUUCACCUCGGUUUAUCAUCCGGAAUCCAAUGGUAUGGUAGAAUCUAUCAAUAAGUGCAUUCUAGAAGGAAUAAGGCCGAGGUUGGAGCAGCACAAGGCCAAGUGGGCAGACGAGCUCAACAACGUCCUCUGGGCAUACAGAACAACGAGCCAAACUGCCACAGACAAGCAGAAAUUAGCCAACUUCUACAAUAAACGAGUCCGCCCUCGAACAUUCAAAAUAGGAGACCUUGUUCUCAGAAAAGCUGGCUUAACGGGGUUCGAAACUCGUUUUGGCAAACUCACCCCGAAUUGGGAAGGCCCUUAUACCGUGGCUGAAGUGCCACACCCUGGUGCUUAUGUCCUCCAAGACGCUGAAGGAAAGAGAGUUCCUAGAGUCUGGAAUGUCAAUAACUUGAAGAAAUUUUAUCCCUAAUAAAAUUCUUUCAAGAAAUCUGUGUCUUACAGUUCUUACUUUGUGAUUACUGAGAUUCAUUUUACCUCUUAUUCUAUGUAUCCAAAGUCAAUCAGUACUUGAAUCUCACUUCUGAUUAAUAAAAGUCACUUCACAUA
Messenger RNA from Rubroshorea leprosula, 4890 nucleotides. Lineage: Eukaryota; Viridiplantae; Streptophyta; Magnoliopsida; Malvales; Dipterocarpaceae. The record is from the annotation of a GenBank genome assembly.